AUGUCGUGGCAUGUUCAAGCACCUCUCAAUUUGUACGCCUUCUAUUGCAUUGUUUUUCUCUCUCCAAAAGCUAUGAACACAUUCAGGUUUCACUUUUGGUUUUUUUUCUUUUUGAGAUCAAAUGGAAUUCUUUGCAGGUGGCAUUUGUUCGCAUAUCAGGUUUCAUCUACAUUCCUGGACUUUACAUUCUCAAUGGGAUUGACUCCAGUCGUGAUACCGGCAAUGACGUUUGGAUACUCGGUGGGAUUGUAUCGGAACUUUAUGAGCACUCACACAAUGGUCACAUUAUCAUUGGUUUGUAUGACUGCAUCCGCGAUUACGAUUGUCGAAAUAUUUUUCUGGAGAUGGCAGACUAUCAUUUUACCUAACUCGAGGUAAGAUUAUAAGUCUUCGACUAUCCACAGCAGAGAUGAGCGGAAGAACUCAACGGAAGAACACGGAAGAAUUUUUAUAUUUUUUUAGAAAAUUUUUUCAUGGAAUGUGAUCAACUGACCAAAUGUAUAGAAAAGUGAACUCUGCUCAUAGAAAAAUAAUUGUAAAUUUAGCUUUUCAUACAAAAAAGUUAUUCGAGUUGUUCCGUGAAAAUGUCCUUCCGUCUUCCGUUAGCCCUUUUAACUUUUUUGUAUGAAAAGCUAAAUUUACAAUUAUUUUUUUAUGAGCAGAGUUUACUUUGCUAUACAUUUCGUCAGUUGAUCACAUUUCAUGAAAACAUUUUCUAAAAAAGAUAAAAAUUCCUCCGUGUUCUUCCGUUGAGUUCUUCCGCUCAACUCUGAUCCACAGUAAUCCCCAUUACAGUCUAAAACUGAAACCUAUGGUCUACAACGCUAUCUGGCUGGCAAUAUCAUCCGCAUUAUGCGCAAGUCUUGUGUUUAUUCAUUUUGCCCUGGAAACAGAUCAAGCCGCUAUGAAGGCGAAAAUGCGUCAAAUUUACUCUUGCUCUGAUUUUCUGUUCGCACAGCCUAGCGGCUUCAUUUGUGAGCCUAAAAAGUAUCUUUGGGUGGUACUGUACGGGAUUAUUUCGUGUUUGGCCGGAGGCUCCUGCAUGGUGCUCUUUUUGUAUCAAUCUCUGAUGGCUGUUAAUGAAAUGGCUGCUAAACGCAGUGUCUCCGCUAAAAAUGUUCAGAAAAAACUUCUCCUGCUUCUUUGCGCUCAGGUUUGACACAUUUCUCAUAUAUUCCAAAAAAAGGGACACUUUUACAGUUGCUUUUCCCAUUGACAGCGUAUGCCAUAGGUGGUUCCACUAUUAUUAUCAGUUUAUCACUUCAACUUGUUUGGAUGCAAGGUAAAACUCAAAAUUCUCUCGGAAACAGUCAGAAAAACAUGUUUUCCAGAAGCCUUCAACUUUGCUUUUUUCAUUUUCUCAAAUUACGGACUAGCUGCGUCAAUUUGUCUCAUCUUUUGCAACGAACCGUAUAGGAAUAACACGAAACGAUUAUUUUGCUGUGGUAAGCACAUUUUUGCUCAAGUUUAUAUAAAAAUGAGAUUUUUCAGAGUUUUUUAACAAAAAAAUGAUUCUGGCACUGUUGUACUUCAUAAAAAGUGGGAAAGUGAGAGGUCUGAAGAGAAAACUGUUUUUGCAGGUUUGAAAGCACGGAAAACGAAAGAUCUCACCAACAUCAUCAAAGUCAGCGAUCGGAGCGCUGUUAUUAGUUGA
This is a messenger RNA of Caenorhabditis sp. 36 PRJEB53466, 1654 nucleotides long. NCBI's taxonomy places the organism in Eukaryota, Metazoa, Nematoda, Chromadorea, Rhabditida, Rhabditidae. The record is from the annotation of a GenBank genome assembly.